GAAGAAGUAUGGGGCGGGGCAGCUCAGAGCUUGAAGGAGGUAUUUCAGGGAGGGUCCAGAGAAGCUGGGGAGGGUGGGACCUCCUCAAAGGCUGCUCCUAGGGACGCCCCAAGCCUCAGGAGGCUCCCGGAUGCACGCAAGAGGAAGUGAGAAGUGAAUUCAGCCUGGGCCUGGCUGGGCAAGGCCCUCACCCACCUGCUCUCCUGACUACCCAACAGCCAUGGCCCUGGCCCAGCAACUGCGAUCGGAGAGUGACUUUGAGCAGCUUCCUGAUGAUGUGGCCAUCUCAGCCAACAUCGCUGACAUCGAGGAGAAGAGGGGCUUCACCAGCCACUUUGUUUUUGUCAUCGAGGUAAAGACAAAAGGAGGAUCCAAGUAUCUCAUCUACCGCCGGUAUCGCCAGUUCCAUGCCCUGCAGAGCAAGCUGGAGGAGCGGUUUGGGCCCGAGAGCAAGAGCAGCCCAUUCACCUGCAGCCUGCCCACGCUGCCAGCCAAAAUCUACAUGGGCGUGAAACAGGAGAUUGCUGAGACACGGAUCCCGGCUCUCAAUGCCUACAUGAAGAACCUCCUGAGCCUGCCAGUCUGCGUGCUGAUGGACCCCGACGUCAGGAUCUUCUUCUAUCAGUCUGCAUAUGACUCAGAGCAGGUGCCCCAGGCACUCCGGAGGCUCCGACCGCGCACGCGCAAAAUCAAGGGUGUGUCUCCACAAGGCGCCAGUAUGGACCGUAUGGAAGCUCCAAGAGCAGAGGCCCUGUUCGACUUCGCUGGGAACAGCAAACUAGAGCUAAGUUUCAAAGCUGGGGAUGUGAUCUUCCUUCUCAGUAGGAUCAACAAGGACUGGCUGGAGGGCACAGCCCAUGGAGCCACAGGCAUCUUCCCGGGGUCCUUCGUUAAGAUCCUCAAGGACUUCCCCGAGGAAGACGACACCACCAACUGGCUGCGCUGCUACUACUAUGAAGACACAGUCAAAACCAUCAAGGACAUUGCAGUGGAGGAAGACCUCAACAGCACUCCUCUGUUCAAAGACCUGCUAGCACUCAUGAGGCGCGAGUUCCAGAGAGAGGACAUCGCCCUCAAUUACCAGGAUGCUGAUGGGGAUCUGGUUCGACUACUGUCAGACGAGGACGUGGGACUCAUGGUGAGGCAGGCCCAGGGCCUCCCCUCCCAGAAGCACCUCUUUACCUGGAAGCUACAUGUGACCCAGAAGGAUAACUACAGUGUCUACAACACUGUGCCCUGAGUCACUGGGGUCCCUGUGGCAAGGAUGAGAUGCGCAGCAAAAGGUCUUGACUCUCUAAGAACACAAGGACCAUCAGGGAGGCUGGGAUGAGAGCAAACCUCCUGGGUGUGUCCACUGGGCUGGGAUUCUACUAAAUGUUGACCCUUACCUCUGAAUGAAAUAAACCAUUCUGUCCCCGAGGAACAGACUUGGGAAAUGGAGUUCUGUGGAGAGAGG
Acomys russatus (golden spiny mouse) is the source of this 1456-nucleotide messenger RNA. RefSeq names its product neutrophil cytosolic factor 4 (gene Ncf4). The record is from RefSeq and is a predicted model, not a curated record. Lineage: Eukaryota; Metazoa; Chordata; Mammalia; Rodentia; Muridae. Gene Ontology annotation, molecular function: superoxide-generating NADPH oxidase activator activity; phosphatidylinositol binding; protein binding. Gene Ontology annotation, cellular component: NADPH oxidase complex. The transcript is spliced from 10 exons. Bases 221 to 1240 code for a protein of 339 amino acids. Gene Ontology annotation, biological process: phagocytosis; respiratory burst; superoxide anion generation.